UUGGAUGUAGCACAAUUUAUAUGUCAAAAAUGAGUUUAAAAAUACCGAAAAUUCUUGUGAAUACGUUUGUUUACGGUUUAGUUUUACAAAGAACUUUAUUCACAACAACUGUAAUGGCAAACCAGGAAACGGUUUCAAAAACACCGUCGACAAACUAUACUUACGAAAGUGGUAAAGUGUCAGCAGCUUUUAUAACAGUGCCAGAUAAAGAAAUUGCCAAAACAUUAGCACGGUCAAUAGUCGAAAAGCGUUUAGCCGCAUGUGUAAACAUUAUACCUGGUGCUACAUCAAUAUAUUUUUGGGAAGAUAAAAUCAAUGAAGACGAGGAAGUAUUAAUGAUGGUUAAAACAGAAACCAAACUUAUUCCAGAAUUAACUGAAUUUAUUAAAAAGAAUCAUCCAUAUUCUACACCUGAAGUGAUUUCUACUAAAAUUGAAGAUGGUAAUCUUGAUUAUUUGAAAUGGGUUUCUAGUACUGUAAAUAAACAGUAGUAGUAUUGUAAAUAUGAUUUAAAUUUUAAACUAGAAUAAACAUAACUUUUAAGUAU
Messenger RNA from Chrysoperla carnea, 547 nucleotides. Its product is annotated as divalent-cation tolerance protein CutA. The transcript has a single exon. The record is from RefSeq and is a predicted model, not a curated record. Gene Ontology annotation, molecular function: copper ion binding. The coding region runs from base 21 to 491 and encodes 156 amino acids. Gene Ontology annotation, biological process: response to metal ion. NCBI's taxonomy places the organism in Eukaryota, Metazoa, Arthropoda, Insecta, Neuroptera, Chrysopidae.